AUGGUGGAGCAGGAGGGCGGCGGCUCGGGCGGCAUCAGCGAGGAGGAGGCGGCGCAGUAUGACCGGCAGAUCCGGCUGUGGGGGCUGGAGGCGCAGCGCCGGCUGCGAGCAUCCCGGGUGCUGCUGGUUGGCAUGAAGGGCCUGGGAGCAGAAGUGGCGAAGAACCUCAUCUUGGCAGGGGUCAAAGGCCUGACCAUGCUAGACCAUCAGCAGGUAUCGCAGGAGGACACAAGAGCUCAGUUCCUGAUUCCCGUGGGCUCGCUGGGCCGCAACAGAGCCGAAGCCUCUUUGGAACGGGCUCAGAACCUCAACCCCAUGGUAGACGUGAAAGCUGACCCGGAGAAUAUCGAAAACAAAGCCGAAGAUUUCUUUACUCAGUUUGAUGCUGUGUGCCUGACAUGCUGCUCCCGCUGCGUCAUGGUGAAGGUCGAUCAGAUCUGCCACAAAAACGGCAUCAAGUUCUUCACCGGGGACAUCUUUGGCUACUAUGGCUACAUGUUCGCCAACCUGGGGGCGCACGAGUUUGUGGAAGAGAAGACCAAGGUCACCAAAGCCAGCCAGGGAGUGGAAGACGGGCCCGACACCAAAAAAGCCAAGCUUGAUUCAACAGAGACAACCAUGGUGAAAAAGCGGGUGGUUUUCUGCCAGCUGAAGGAAGCGCUGGCAGUCGACUGGAGCAGUGAGAAGGCGAAGGCAGCCCUGAAGCGUACCGCCCCGGACUACUUCCUGCUCCAGGUGCUGCUGAAAUUCCGGACAGAUAAAGGGAGGGACCCGUUGCCAGAGAGCUAUGCCGAAGACUCGGAGCGUCUGCUGCAGAUCCGAAAUGAGGUGCUGAACUCCCUGGGCGUCGGCGCGGACCUGCUGCCCGACGACUUCGUCAGCUAUUGCUUCUCCGAAAUGGCUCCCGUCUGCGCAGUGCUUGGAGGGGUCCUGGGACAGGAGGUCGUCAAGGCCCUCUCCCAGCGGGAUCCACCCCACAACAACUUCUUCUUCUUCGAUGGCAUCAAAGGGAACGGAGUCGUGGAGUGCCUGGGUCCCCACUGAGCCUCCCAGCGCGUCGGCCUGCAGCUGCAGCUCAGCACCCGGUGCCGCUGGAGUCCCUCUGCCUCCCUGCAGCGCCCGGCCAGCCGCUGCACGGUGCCGCUGGAGUCCCGCUUGCACCACGCUCCCCUCCAGCCGCGGCCGGCCAGGCAGCGCAGGCAUGGCCCCCACGCGGGGCGGGAUGGGGACGUAGCAAAUCCCCACUCGCUCCCCCCGUGUGUUCUCCUGGGCUCUCCAAUAAACUCACUU
Molecule: messenger RNA, 1290 nt
Organism: Emys orbicularis (European pond turtle)
Lineage: Eukaryota; Metazoa; Chordata; Testudines; Emydidae
Gene: SAE1
Product: SUMO1 activating enzyme subunit 1
Exons: 9
Coding region: 1-1044 (347 amino acids)
Biological process (GO): protein sumoylation
Cellular component (GO): SUMO activating enzyme complex; cytoplasm
Molecular function (GO): SUMO activating enzyme activity
Source: RefSeq, a predicted model, not a curated record